ACAUUAUUAUUAACUGUCUCUACCUUUCCCAGUUCCCUUUGCCACCACCACUCUCCUCAACCUCGUGCUCUUCAGAGUUCAGUCUCGGGGCAGAGAUAAAUCCAGAGAUGGCUGCAAGUCUCGCUUCCAAAUGGUCUCGUGUGGGCCGUUCAUUUUUGGGGGGCCUUGACCACAAAUUGUCUGGUUUUCUGAGCACAUCACAUGAGGCAUGCAGCAAUUCCUUCUCUCAGCAACGAAGGACUUUCAUUCAGAUGAGGACUGUUCUCAAAGUUGUGGACAACUCGGGGGCAAAAAAGGUGAUGUGCAUACAAGCUUUGAACGGGAAGAAAGGUGCAAGAUUGGGAGAUACAAUAGUUGCAUCAGUCAAGGAAGCCCAUCCAAAUGGAAAAGUCAAGAAAGGAAAGGUUGUGUAUGGUGUGGUUGUGCGUGCUGCCAUGCAACGCGGUCGUUGCGAUUGUAGUGAGGUGAAGUUUGAUGAUAAUGUUGUGGUACUUGUUGACAAGCAAGGCCAGCCUAUUGGCACCAGAGUUUUUGGGCCUGUCCCUCAUGAGUUGAGGAAGAAAAAGCAUGUCAAGAUUCUUACUUCGGCCAAGCAUAUUGCAUGAAGAAUCGAGUACACUGGACUCCCAAGUGCAGGAUUGUUAACAUAGGCAUAGUUUUGAUAAAUCUAGCAUAUUCUUUUGGUUGGACUCUUGAAAUUUGCCUAAAUUUAUCUGCAAUUAUUAAUGAGAAGAAAGGCUGAUUUUGCAUCCCAUCAA
This is a messenger RNA of Quercus lobata, 758 nucleotides long. Its product is annotated as 50S ribosomal protein HLP, mitochondrial-like. The transcript has 4 exons. Gene Ontology annotation, cellular component: ribosome; mitochondrial large ribosomal subunit. The record is from RefSeq and is a predicted model, not a curated record. NCBI's taxonomy places the organism in Eukaryota, Viridiplantae, Streptophyta, Magnoliopsida, Fagales, Fagaceae. Gene Ontology annotation, molecular function: large ribosomal subunit rRNA binding; structural constituent of ribosome. Gene Ontology annotation, biological process: translation. The coding region runs from base 108 to 605 and encodes 165 amino acids.